AUGGCAUCGCACUGUGCUUCGACACUGUCCGCUCUUGCGCGUCGAAGUGGUGGAACGGGAAAGACCUCAUCCUCGCCCACUCUCGAAGACUACGUCAAGCCUCGAGACACACUCUACGGAAGUUGCCGCUCUCUAAAUGACUUCGACUUCCAAGAGAUUAUUGGGGAGGGGACCUACGGCCGCGUAUGGCGGGCGUACGACCGGCGGCUGGAAGUGAUGGUGGCUCUGAAACAAAUGCGGCUACUACAACAUCAGAGCAGCAGAGAGGGAUUUCCAAGAACGACUGUGCGGGAGAUUGGAUUGCUCAAGCAGCUGCAGCAUCCAAAUAUUGUUGAGUUGCUGGAAGUCGUGUGCGGACCAGAUAUGUCAAGCACGUUAAGCCCCAAAAAGCCGAAAGUGAAAGACCCGAAGGAACAGCAGCCAUACACUGGAGACCGAUCCGUAUAUCUCGUAUUCGAGCACUGCGAAGGUGAUCUAGGCGUGCUGCUGGACGCGCGUUCGCAACCGUUUUCUGCCAGUCAAAUAAAGUCUAUAAUGAAACAGCUGUUGCAAGGCCUUCACCAUUUGCAUGCAAAUUUUAUUAUGCACAGAGAUGUCAAGCUCUCCAAUAUUCUCAUCAGCUCUAGUGGCUGUGUCAAACUUGCUGAUUUCGGGCUUACUAGAAUGUACAGCGAGCCUGGGCGAACUAUGAGUGAUGGGGUGGUGACUCUGUGGUAUCGAGCGCCAGAAUUGCUGUUUGGGGCUUCUUCGUACGACGAGAAGAUUGAUAUGUGGGCUGUAGGAUGCAUAUUUGGGGAGCUCCUGGCUCACAAGCCGUUCAUGCCUGGAAGAACAGAGCAGGAGCAGAUAAUACUAAUGUGCGGACUGUUGGGAACCCCCAGCGAAAAAGAUUGGCCAGCACCAAAAUCCCCCUCGUCGUUUUCGCAGCUCAAGCUGCCACAGGGAAAGACAAAUACCCUGAGAGAAGUUUUUAAAAAUGAGACACCCAACUGUUUGGAUUUGUUGAAUCAGCUUCUCACGUUCAAUCCGGCAAAGCGGAUCUCCGCUAGAGAUGCGCUAUUACACCCCUAUUUCACGGAACAGCCGCCUAUGAGCUGUGUGAGCUUGCUUUUCGCCUCGUCGCAAUUGUAUGCAAAGCAGAGGAACGAAGAUAAAUCCAAGCGCCGUGGUGCAGCUGGCGGGCCGCCAUUGGAGUCUAUUUUCGCUACAAACAGAAGCAGCCCCUCGCGGGCCUACGGCAUCAUGGGUUUGUGGUAUGUGCUGCCCAUCACUUGCCGUUUCGCAGUCACCUGGAUGGUAGUGGAGUCUAGGAUCUUCGUAGUCUUGAUGGUGUGUCGUGCAGCUUCACCCCCAUUGAAAACCUCCUAUAUUGUAGAUUUGUCUAUCAAUCUCUUUAUGAGACAUAGCUCUUCUGCAACACUUCCCAUCUACACAUCGCCGGCCACUACAAAGGACGCGCCCCGUCGCUUCCUGCUUGAGCGGCAG
Molecule: messenger RNA, 1485 nt
Organism: Ochotona princeps (American pika)
Lineage: Eukaryota; Metazoa; Chordata; Mammalia; Lagomorpha; Ochotonidae
Product: cyclin-dependent kinase 10-like
Biological process (GO): protein phosphorylation
Cellular component (GO): nucleus
Molecular function (GO): ATP binding; cyclin-dependent protein serine/threonine kinase activity
Source: RefSeq, a predicted model, not a curated record